Molecule: messenger RNA, 6200 nt
Organism: Pipistrellus kuhlii (Kuhl's pipistrelle)
Lineage: Eukaryota; Metazoa; Chordata; Mammalia; Chiroptera; Vespertilionidae
Gene: HCRTR2
Product: hypocretin receptor 2
Exons: 7
Coding region: 867-2201 (444 amino acids)
Biological process (GO): feeding behavior; G protein-coupled receptor signaling pathway; circadian sleep/wake cycle process
Cellular component (GO): membrane
Molecular function (GO): orexin receptor activity
Source: RefSeq, a predicted model, not a curated record
CUUGAGCACGUUUAACUGUGAGCGCACUGAUGACCCUUGGUGUCCUUUAAGAAUCCCCUGCUCUGUUUCACAUGACACUUGCUGUUGCAAACACAAACUUUCACUCACUGUGUCUUACAAAAGGGUCUCAUUUCCCAGUUUCGAGGGAGAGAUGCUGAAUUAGAAAAGCUAAACACAUGUUAAACUAUCUGCCUGGAAUGACUUGUGCAGAGUGCUGCUGGAGGAACACAGGGAUUCCUCCUCACCCCCUUUAUAAAGAGACAAAGGCAUCAGAUACAUCCUGCGUGCACCAUGCGUUGCCAUGUUGCCAUGUGCACAGACCUACACAUGUAUGAUUAAGAGAAACUGCAGCUGAGACAUGGAGGGGGAAAUAGAAAGUAGCAAAGACGGAGAUUGGACUCGCAGAGAAACAGGUUGAAAUCAUUUUCAUUACUUUUUCCCCUCCCACUCCAGCUCUCCAUCAGCAGCGCGGGAGGAGGCUGUGGGCUGCUGCGGGCGGGCUCAGUGCAGGAAUGAGGAGUAAUUGAGCUUGAGCCGAGCCCAGCGGAGGUAGCGUCUCCUCCCGGUGUCAUUGCUGCAGCUCCAGGGCCCAGUCCCUAAGUCCUCAGGCACCUCGCUCCCCGCUCCCCGGUGCAGAAGCGCCUGCAAAGCCAGCCCCGGGCUGGGCUCCGGUCGCAGCAGAAGUUGCGGGGCGCAGGACUCCAGCGGAGGCAUUGGCUCCUGAACUUUUCACGUCAUUUUCUGUUCGGAGCCCCUUCUCUCCUCUCCGCGCAGCAGCCGUUCCCGCCGCGGAUCCCACUGCUCAUGGGGCAGGGGCAGAGCCGCUUGCAGCACUGAGCCGAGCCGAACCGGACUGGAGCCCCGUGAUGUCCGGCACCAAACUGGAGGACUCCCCCCCUUGCCGCAACUGGACAUCCGCUCCGGAGCUGAAUGAAACUCAGGAGCCCUUCUUGAGCCCCACCGACUAUGACGACGAGGAAUUCCUGCGGUACCUGUGGAGGGAAUACCUGCACCCCAAGGAAUAUGAGUGGGUCCUGAUCGCGGGGUACAUCAUCGUGUUCGUGGUGGCGCUCGUUGGGAACAUCCUGGUGUGUGUGGCAGUGUGGAAGAACCACCACAUGAGGACAGUGACCAACUACUUCAUAGUCAACCUUUCUCUGGCUGACGUGCUUGUGACCAUCACCUGCCUUCCAGCCACACUGGUUGUGGACAUCACUGAGACCUGGUUCUUUGGAAAUUCCCUCUGCAAAGUGAUUCCUUACUUACAGACUGUGUCAGUGUCUGUGUCUGUCCUCACACUGAGCUGCAUUGCCCUGGAUCGAUGGUAUGCGAUCUGUCAUCCUUUGAUGUUUAAGAGCACAGCCAAGCGGGCCCGGAACAGCAUUGUCAUCAUCUGGAUCGUCUCCUGCAUUAUAAUGAUCCCUCAGGCCAUCGUCAUGGAGUGCUACACCAUGAUCCCUGCCCUGGCCAAUAAAACCACCCUCUUCACAGUGUGUGACGAGCACUGGGGAGGUGAUAUUUACCCCAAGAUGUAUCACAUCUGUUUCUUUCUGGUGACAUACAUGGCACCUCUGUGUCUCAUGGUGUUGGCCUAUCUGCAGAUAUUUCGUAAACUCUGGUGCCGGCAGAUCCCUGGGACAUCGUCUGUGGUUCAGAGGAAAUGGAAGCCCCUGCAGCCCGUUUCGCAGCCUCGAGGGUCAGGACAGCAGACUAAGUCCAGGAUUAGCGCCGUGGCUGCUGAAAUAAAGCAGAUCCGAGCCAGACGAAAAACAGCCCGCAUGCUGAUGGUGGUGCUUUUGGUGUUUGCAAUUUGCUAUCUACCAAUUAGCAUCCUCAACGUGCUAAAGAGAGUAUUUGGGAUGUUUACCCACACAGAAGACAGAGAGACUGUAUAUGCCUGGUUUACAUUUUCACACUGGCUUGUAUAUGCCAAUAGUGCUGCGAACCCAAUUAUUUAUAAUUUUCUCAGUGGAAAAUUUCGAGAGGAAUUUAAAGCUGCUUUUUCAUGCUGUUGCCUGGGCCCUCACCAUCGCCAGGAGGAUCGGCUUGCCAGAGGGCGGACCAGCACAGAGAGCAGAAAGUCCCUGACCACCCAGAUCAGCAACUUUGAUAACAUAUCAAAACUCUCAGAGCAAGUCGUGCUCACCAGUAUAAGCACACUCCCAGUAGCCAACGGGGCGGGGCUGCUUCAAAACUGGUAGAAUAUUGAUUUACAUUACAAGGAUACCUGAGUAAAAUGAUUCUUUUUUGUCUUUUUAGUUCACGGAAAUCUUAGGAUUUGACCCAUCUGAAGCUAAAAUUACUUGUGGACCUAUUUAUUUAUUUAUUUAUUUAUUUAUUUAUUUGCAAAAGAAAAAACCUAUUGCUCUUUGGAAAUAAAAGUCAGUUUAAACUAAUUUCUCAACUAUUGAUUUAAAUAUGUUAGACGUUUCACUUUCAACUGCAUUGAUUUCAGGCUAUUUCAUUUCAGUUUCCUGUUUUAUGCUUUGUGUGCAUCAAAUGCUUAUGUAUUUCCAAUUCAAAUUAUUUCCAUUUCACAUUCAAACUGGUUGCUAAAAAUUACCCAAAGUUCUCCUGUAGUUUUUUUUUUUUUUUUUUUUUUUGGCAACUAAGAGAAGUAGCAAGUACUAACUGAAUUAAAGACAUGUUAGUUGAUUUCAUUGUUUAAAAAAAAAAGAUCACAAGGGACUGUCAUUCUGAUGUGACAUCGGAGAGAAUAUUUAUUUAUAGAAUAGCAUAUUAUAUUAGAUAACUCAAAAGCUACUUUCCAAAACCACAUAAAAAUAAACUAUUAAACUUUAUUUUUCAUGAAUUCUAUCACUCAGUAACACAAUUUUCUCAGGUUUGUGACUUUACCAUGGCUAACAUUUCUCAUCUCAACAUAUGGCCAGUAAGACGCAGUGUUGGCAUAAAGAUUUUGGAGUAACUAUGAAUACAUAAUAAUUUCCAUCUCUAAGACUUCAACACUUAAGAAUAAGGUAAAAUCACAUGAUUGUACUCUUCUAACCAGUGAAAAUGAUGUAGUCAGCCUUGGUGGAUUCCAUGAAGAAUGCAAUUUACAAAGAAAAGUAGUGGACCCACUAAAUCCCAGCUGGCUUCCCUAUCGCACAGGUUCAUACUAUGAUGGUAAACAUUUGCCUUUUUUUAAAUCCCGUAAACAUUGCUCAAGCACCUACCAGAAGGCACCAGCUGCGCUGUGUGCUAGGAGAUGAGGUGGGGGUCGAUAUAAACGUGCCUUUCAAAGAGCUCAGGUCUACUGAGAGAGCAGGCUGAUCCAGGCCGCGGGGCGGCAAAGCAUUCUGAGGGGCAGGUUCCCACACCCACAGAGCAGCGACAGCUAGGAUGCUGUUCCUACCAAGGUUGGCACUGUUUUUUGUUUGUUUGUUUCUACUUAAUUACAGCGACAUUGUUGAUGCCAGUGAAUGCCUCUAGGCAUGUGGCUGAGAGCCAGGUGAUUAGACUAAUGGAGGGACUUGCUCUCAACCUACGCACAAAUGAACAGGAGCAGUAUGUUUUGUACAAAUAUAUGCUCUGGGGUUCAAAGCGCUGGAUAGUUCAAAUUUGUUUUUCUGCACAAUUUUUCUGAUUCAAAUGUUCACUUCAAAAUUAAGUUGAAAGUAAAAAACCUUUUUCUAAAGACUUGCCCUUCUCUGUAAGAGCAGGUGUUCUUAUUGAUUGAAACAAAAAAAAAUGAACAAUAAUAUUUAAGAAAGAUUUCCAUAGAUGAUAAAAAUUAUCCUCUUCUUUUCUUGAUUUUACCCAACUCAUCACUUUUUGAAAGAAGUAAUACAACCAAAUUAUACACGAGUCAUUUUCAAAUUUUAGAAUUGGGGACUACUUUGUUGUUGUUUUUUUUACUAUUUAAAGCAAAACUACUCUCACGUGAGGAUUAUUGAAAUGAUAUUACUAGUUAGCAAAACGAUAUCAAUAAAAUCAAAAGUAAUAUAACUCUUCUUCCCUUUGUACAUCUGAGAUCUUUUUUUCUUAUUUAUGCCUCAUGAAAGGGGAGUUGUAAUGUUCAGAUUGUGAAAGAAGCUAGCACUUUAAAUAGUUUGAAGAUAACUUCAGAUACUAUUGAUAACAUGCCUUAAUAGCUGAAUAAAAUCGCAGAGUAAGAGCUAAAUCUUUAGACCCUAAUAUAUAUCAAGUUUUUUAUUUAUUUAUUUAUUAUUUAUUUUUUUUAAUUUAAGAAUGAGAGGAGAGAGAGAGAAAGCGAGAGAGAGCGAGCGAGUGCGCUAGUUCACAGUUCUGUGGUUGUGUGCCAAGGACAUUCUCAGAAGUCAGAAUUCCUUUGUUCUAAAUUGGUGAUUCUCCCUGUGUGGUUCCUGUUCCGUCAGCAUCAGCAUGGCCUGAGAUUUUAUUAGACAUGCAAAUUUCCACCCUAUCCUAGAUCUGCUAAAUCAGAAACUUUUGAGGGUGGUAUCAGAAAUCUGUGUGUUAACAAGCCCCGCAGGUAAUUCUGAAGCAUCCUAAAAUUGAGAACCAAAUCACUGCUCCAAAUAUUACUACUUGGUACCUAUUUAUCAUCCAUGUGAUAAAAAGUGUUUACUGCACAGCUAUUUACAAUAGGGACCACUGUCAUCCCCACUGUCAGCCUGCUUGGAGGUCUGAAAAAAGAGGCUGAGCAUCAGUGUUGAAUGUCACCCAAUGUCAUCUCAGUUCAAGAGAUUACGGUUUAUGGAAUAAUCGUCCCUGAGCUACAAGUGCAGUGUGAAAGAAGACUGAUUUUAUAGCCCAUACUUGGAUGGCCAGUUUCUAAUUAAAAAAAAAAAGUCCAAUUUCCAACUUUUUCCCCACUAAGUUAUUAAGGCUACUUUUGUGGAAGUAGUUUCUAAGAAUAAAUAUUACCUGAGAGAAAAGUGAGCAAACACCAACUUUUAUGAGAAACUGAGGAAGUAGAAUAAUAGCCUGUGCAUGUUGUGCUCAAUACAUUCAUAUAGGAAUCCUUCUAAGAGGUCUAGAUCUAAAUCCUCUUAUCUUAAUGGAACAAAGUAAAGAAAUAGGUAUUCCCCAAACCUGCCAAUCUAUGGAACAAAGGGUCAACUCCUUACCUCAUUAUGUGCUAAUAACACAAAUGAGAAGAUGUCUUAUAAAAAGAAUGUGUUGUGACUGUUUUAUGGUAUAAAUAAAAUAAGUAUCUUUUUUAUAUUUAAAAGACGUAAUGUAAAAUGUCAUUAAUGUUACUGAAAUUUAUUAUCAAUAAUUUUAUCUAAUAUGAAUUCAUUUGAUUUUUAUUGUUUCUGAAUUUCUGCAAACCCAUGAAAAAUUUAACAUGUGAAUUUAUUCUUAGCAAAAUAGGACUUGAGGCAUUUCUUGGAUAUUAAAUGUUAGAAACCAUUGAUGGGUUAAUUGUAAACGUGUUACACACAAUGAUAUUGAAUUUCAUUCCCAGUGCACAUUGUUUUAAUAAAGAUACAGGUAAAUAUGCCUAUAAACAUAAUUUGGAUAUGCAUAAACCUGAAAUAUCAGAAUGACAAAAUCUGAAGACACUUACUGGUCACAAAUCAUGAGGAGGGCUAUUAUUAUUUUCAUACUAGUGUAAUAAUAGAAUGUUUCAUUUGACAUAAAUCAUAAUAGUAAUCACUUGCAUUUGAAAACAAUCUGAAUAGUCAUUACAAUUUAGAAAGCUUUUCAACUCUAGUUAAUUUUAUAACAGAUGACUUUUCUACUUCCUCUAAGUUACAAGUCAAAAAAAGAGUACAUUCAAUUAGGUCAUGCACAAAAUUAGUUUUCAAAUGGCAUGAAGCUAAAUAAUAGAUUUUUUAAAAAGACAGUAAACAAAGGAAAAACUAGUAAUAUACUAGUAAGUCUCUUCUAUUACCUUAUAUACUACAGAAAAUGAACUGCCAUGGCAUGAAUAACACUGUCAUCUCCCAAAAUCCAAAGGGGAUUAUUUUCUAGAGACUAUUGCAAUCAAAGGGGGCAAAAAGCCACGUAUUUCUAUUAUCUUACAUUUUCUUUAUAAGCUUUGGAGCUAGCGUGUCUUUAAGUUUUUCAUGAAAUGUAUUUCUCUAAUUGUUGUAUCCCAUGUGUGUAACAUCACUUGUUUAAUAAUUAUCUUACACACUUAAAGUUCCUUAUGCCUGAUUUACUGUGUCUUCAUGAAGAAUUUUGUAUCAAAUCCAAUGUGAUAGCACACCAACUACUGUGAAGGAUGCUCGUUAUGUAAUUUUUAAGUAAAAACCAUAUUGAGAAUUCAA